AUGCUCACCGGCCGUCGAACGCGCUUGCGCUUCGACGACUACACCUCGGAAGAUAUAAAGAUAUUGAAUGGAAUCGUACAAGGGGACCCAUUUUCCAUGCUUUUAUAUGUUAUAUAUUGCUCACGACUAGUUACGACAGCAGAUCCGGCAAGUCGGAAGGAGCUCACUGUAGCGUACGUGGACGAUACCACCCUCAUUGCCAUCGGAAAGACUUUCCACGAA
Molecule: messenger RNA, 222 nt
Organism: Coniophora puteana RWD-64-598 SS2
Lineage: Eukaryota; Fungi; Basidiomycota; Agaricomycetes; Boletales; Coniophoraceae
Exons: 1
Source: RefSeq, a predicted model, not a curated record